GCCAUCCUCACCUUCCUCGCUCUCAGCUUUCGUCGCGCCUGCCCGUACUUUUGCUCAGCUUGCGUAGGCACCCUCAGACCCAGUUAUCCUGAGCAAUCUACUAGAACCUCCAACGAAAAGACCACUACACUAGAGACUUUGCACAGCUAGGAUGGCCGCACCGCAGAACCUCGUGCAUGUCACCUCGCCGGCGCACUUCCAGGAGUCGCUCGCCGCAGACCUGCAGCGCGUCUCGCUCAUCAACUUCUGGGCGCCCUGGGCGGAGCCAUGCAAGCAGAUGAACGAGGUCGUGUUCGAGCUCGCGAAGAAGUAUCCGAAUAUGUUGGCUCUUCAGGUCGAGGCCGAAGAGCAGCAAGACAUCACGGAAGAUUUUGAGGUCAACUCCGUGCCGACGUUUAUCAUUCUUCGGGGGCACACCCUCCUCUCGCGCAUAGAAGGCGCCGACGCCCAAAAGCUGACCUCCGACAUCGCAACCCAUCUCUCCGCCCCUCCCUCUUCUUCGUCGGUCACCUCUGGCGCUGCUAUCACCGCAUCCGGGGCACCGCGCGAGCGCACGCAGGAAGAGCUGGCGGCGUAUAUGCAGGCGCUGAUGAAGAAGGAUUCGGUCGUGCUGUUCAUGAAGGGCUCGCCGGACGCGCCACAGUGCGGGUUCUCGCGCACCGCGGUUGGGAUUCUGAGGAAGGAGGGCAUUGAGUUUGGGAGCUUCGAUAUUCUGAAGGACGAGAGCGUACGGCAGGGCCUCAAAGCCAUAAACAACUGGCCGACAUUCCCCCAGUUUAUCGUCAACGGCGAAUUUGUCGGCGGCUUGGACGUGAUCAAGGAGAUGCUCGAGGCCAAGGAUGAAGAUGGGAGUGACGAGUCGGAGUUCACGAAGGUAUUCAAGCAAGGGAUCGUCGCAUAAACCCGUGGAGACACAGUUGGCAUCUUACUGGAGAACGAUAUGCGAGUGUACGUUGUCAUCUAGAUGUCUUUGGUCAUUUACCAGUAUGCAUUCAUGCCCUGCCUUUGUGUCAUGUCGUCCAUGUAUGCAUGUAUGCGUGUAACAUGUGUAUAGCUGGAUCUCAAACCCGCUUGAAGCAAAC
Messenger RNA from Coniophora puteana RWD-64-598 SS2, 1082 nucleotides. Its product is annotated as glutaredoxin. Gene Ontology annotation, molecular function: 2 iron, 2 sulfur cluster binding. The transcript is spliced from 4 exons. Lineage: Eukaryota; Fungi; Basidiomycota; Agaricomycetes; Boletales; Coniophoraceae. The record is from RefSeq and is a predicted model, not a curated record. The coding region runs from base 152 to 901 and encodes 249 amino acids.